ACCCAGUGUCGGUAUCUGUUGCCACACACGGAGCGAGAGCCACCCCAGGUGAUCGUCAGAACAGCUGGCCCGCACGGGAGGCGCAGCACCGGGUAGCCGCAGAGCCAAGAGCGGGCAGCCGAGACAGGCGGGGACGGGAUGCACGGGCCAUCUGCCCCUGCAAGGUUCUGGCCGGGCCUGCUCGUCAUGUUGGGCGCUCUCUGCCCUGGCAGCUCGCCAUGCGGCAUUUCGACACACAUAGAAAUCGGCCACAGAGCCCUGGACUUGCUCCACCUCCAGGACGGGCCCGUCGACUACAGAGAGCUGUUGCUUGAACAUCGGGAUGCGUACCAGGCUGGAGCCGUGUUUCCCGACGCGUUCUACCCCAGCAUCUGCGAGAGAGGGCGCUUCCACGAGGUGUCUGAGAGCACCCACUGGACCCCCUUCCUCAACGCGAGCGUUCACUACAUCCGGGAGAACUACCCCCGUCCCUGGGAGAAGGACACGGAGAAGCUGGUGGCCUUCCUGCUCGGAGUCACGUCUCACAUGGUGGCAGACGUCAGCUGGCACAGCCUGGGCGUCGAGCAGGGGUUCCUGAGGACCAUGGCAGCCAUCGACUUCCACGGCUCCUACUCCGAGGCGCACUCGGCCGGAGACUUCGGCGGCGACGUGCUGAGCCAGUUCGAGUUUAACUUCAACUACCUGGCGCGGGACUGGUACGUACCCGUGGAAGACCUCCUGGGCAUCUACCAGAAGCUCUACGGCCGCGAGGCCAUCAGCAGAAACGUCAUCGUGGACUGCACCUACCUUCAGUUCCUGGAGAUGUACGGUGAGAUGCUGGCCGUCUCCAAGCUGUACCCCACUUUCUCCCUCAAGUCCCCGUUCCUGGUGGAACAAUUCCAAGAGUACUUCCUCGGCGGGCUGGAUGACAUGGCGUUCUGGUCCACCAACAUCUACCGCCUGACCAGCUACAUGUUGGAGAACGGGACCAGGGACUGCCACCUGCCGGAGAACCCGAUGUUCAUCACCUGCGGCGGCCAGCAGAACCGGACUCGCCAGAACAGCAGUUCACACGUGCAGAAAAGUGACUUUCAUAGGAAUCUGACUGCAUCCCUCACCAGGGAGACCAGGAAAAACAUAAAGCACACCAAGCGAGGGGUGGUCUUCAGCGUGGACUCCUGGACCUCGGACUCCCUGUCCGUCAUGUACCGGACUCUGGAGAGGAACCUGCGGAUGAUAUUCACGGGCAGCUCCCAGCGGCCCCGGAACCACGUGUCCAGCCCUCUGGCGUCUUACUUCCUGUCGCGUCCCUACGCCAGGCUCGGCUGGGUGAUGACCUCGGCCGACCUCAACCAGGACGGGCACGGCGACCUGCUGGUGGGCGCCCCGGGCUACAGCCGCCCCGGCCACGGCCACGUGGGGCGCGUGUACCUGGUCUACGGCAGCGACCUGGGCCUGCCCCCCAUCGACCUGGACCUGGACGAGGAGGCCCACGGGGUCCUGGAGGGCUCCCAGCCCGCAGGUCGCUUUGGCUCGGCCUUGGCCGUGCUGGACUUCAACAGGGACGGCGUGCCCGACCUGGCUGUGGGCGCCCCCUCCGUGGGCUCGGCACAGCUCACAUACAAAGGCGCGGUGUACGUCUACUUCGGCUCCCGGGAGGGAGGACUCUCGCCGUCCCCCAACGUCACCAUCUCCUGUCAGGACACACACUGCAACCUGGGCUGGACGCUGCUGGCCGCCGACGUGAACGGAGAUGGCGAGCCCGACCUGGUGGCCGGCUCCCCCUUCGCGCCGGGCGGAGGGACGCAGAGGGGCGUGGUGGCCGCGUUCCACUCCCGCCGCGGCCGCAGCAGCAGAGCGAACCUGACCGUGGCGGCGGCCGACUGGCUGGUGCGGGGCGAGGAGGACUUCGCCUGGCUGGGGUUCGCCCUCCACGGCGUCGGCGUGGAGAACAGGACGCUGCUGGUGGUGGGGAGCCCCACCUGGAAGAACGCCAGCAGCCUGGGCUUCUUGUCUCGCACGCACGACAAGCAGCAGAGCCUCGGACGGGUGUACGGCUACUUCCCGCCGCGCUGCCGGAGCUGGUUUACCAUCUCCGGGGACAAGGCGAUGGGGAAGCUGGGCACCUCCUUGUCCAGCGGCCACGUGGUGAUGAACGGGACCCGGAAGCCGGUGCUGCUGGUUGGGGCCCCGACGCACGACGACGUGUCCAAGAUGGCCUUCCUGACCAUGACCCUGCACCAAGGGGGAGCCACUCGGAUGUACGAGCUGACCCCCGACUUCCAGCCGUCCCUGCUCAGCACCUUCAGCGGAGACCGCCGCUUCUCCCGCUUCGGGGGCGCCCUGCACCUGAGCGACCUGGACGGCGACGGCGUAGAUGACGUCAUCGUGGCGGCUCCCCUGCGGAUAGCAGACGUGACCUCCGGGCUGAUCGGGGGAGAGGACGGCCGCGUCUACAUCUACAACGGCAAACACACCGUCUCUGGCGACGUGACAGGCAGAUGCAGGUCCUGGGUGUCACCGUGUCCGGAGGAGAAGGCCUGGCACGUGCUCACCUCCCCGGAAGCAAGCUCGAGGUUUGGGAGCUCCGUGGUCACUGUCCGGUCGAAGGACAAGAACCAAGUCGUCGUGGCUGCUGGAAGGAGCUCCUUGGGCGCCAGGCUCUCCGGGGCCCUGCAUGUCUACAGCCUCCGCUCAGACUGACGCCCUGCCCCACGGCCCUGCCCGUGUCCCCGAGGCGUCCCCAGGGGGGCGUUCUCGUGGACCAGGGGGCACAUCCCCUGAGCCUCGGUGGACCCCUCGAGGAGGCAAGGCUCCUGGGAGGGCAGACACGCACGGCCGGACUGUCUGGACGACACAGGCUGCCACCCUCGCUUCCUCUGCGGCUAAACCUGUCCUGCUCGCUGCCCGUGCCUGCUGACGUGUGCCGCCUGCUGUCCCUCUGGCUCCCUUAGGAAACCUCCACGCGGCUCCACCAAACAGUGUCCUCUGAAGGUGGUGACCCCUCCUGUCAAAGGGAAGCGGGGAGCAUAGGGAACGGGGAGAGUUAAGGGGAGCAGGGUGGCGAGCCGCUUGGUCCCGGCUUCCUGUGGGUGCCUGCCUUCUCCAUGGGGCACGUAGUGAAGGGCCAGUGUAGAGACCAAACAUCACUGUCACCUGCUUCUGGGGAGGGGGCUGCGCUGACACCUGAUGAACUUAGGGACCCUCCAAUCCCAGGUUUCAGACCCCACGGCAUGUGAACUGGUGCCCUGGGUUCUGUCGUCUUCAGGAAGAGCCUCCCUGAGACACUGCAGGAAGGGGUGGGGCGGGAGAAAGGGACGGUUCGGGGACACGGGGGUCCGGGAGGAACUAAAGCGCAGGUGACUGUGCACGGGCAGACGGGCCGGCGUGUCCCCAGUGGCCGUGCAGAAAGCGCAGGGGAAGGUCUGUCACCCAGGACGCAGACGCCGCCCUGCCCCAUCACGCAGCUGCACAUCAACAGGCGUGUUCACAUGUGCCCGUUCUUUACUGGGGGUUAAUUUUCCUCGAUGCCUGAACGUACCCGAGAACAAGCGCCAGGUGGGGAGGUUAGUAGUAGCUGGAAGCAAGUUUCUCACGGGAGUUACAGGACUUCACACUUAGCCCCUGACCCACCUUCACAAACGAUGUCCCUGGUACUCCGGUCAGCCUGCGCGACAGAGCUAACACAGGACAAUGUCUGUCCCAGUAGGUGGGCUAAAUUUUCA
Messenger RNA from Artibeus jamaicensis (Jamaican fruit-eating bat), 3704 nucleotides. RefSeq names its product glycosylphosphatidylinositol specific phospholipase D1 (gene GPLD1). Bases 139 to 2682 code for a protein of 847 amino acids. The transcript has 26 exons. NCBI's taxonomy places the organism in Eukaryota, Metazoa, Chordata, Mammalia, Chiroptera, Phyllostomidae. Gene Ontology annotation, cellular component: extracellular matrix; extracellular region. The record is from RefSeq and is a predicted model, not a curated record. Gene Ontology annotation, molecular function: GPI anchor phospholipase D activity.